Molecule: messenger RNA, 377 nt
Organism: Thamnophis sirtalis
Lineage: Eukaryota; Metazoa; Chordata; Lepidosauria; Squamata; Natricidae
Source: RefSeq, a predicted model, not a curated record
CCACAGAAGGGCAUUGCAGUUGCCCCAUCUCGGUCUCUGGAGGGGGAGAGCCCUCGGGGGGAUCUCUGCCCUGCAGUCCCCAAAGCUUGACGUCAUCCUCUGGCUUCUACACACACAACGCCUACGACAGCUGCAAUGGGCAUUCCCCACCUGGAACGGCCAGCCAUCACGUCAGCCCGGACUCCGCCACCUCCGGCUUCUCAGGAUCGCUUUUCUCUGGAUCAGCCCUCUCAGGCGUUUCUAACCAGCGGGAGCGUGGUGGGCUUCUCUCACCCAGCACUUUUGGCACUUCUGAAUUCUUGGUGAACCCUUUGGAACCCCAAAACGCAGACAAGAUCAGAGUGAAGAUUGCAGAUCUGGGCAAUGCUUGUUGGGUG